Molecule: messenger RNA, 1647 nt
Organism: Triticum turgidum subsp. durum (durum wheat)
Lineage: Eukaryota; Viridiplantae; Streptophyta; Magnoliopsida; Poales; Poaceae
Source: the annotation of a GenBank genome assembly
AUGAGUGGCCCGAGGCAAGGCUCAUCGCAGCCGCAGUUCAUGACUAGUGUCGGGCAGAACAACAAUCUCUCGAAUGGACCGGGGACUCCUCUCAUUGACAGCAUAGAUGUUGAUCAGAUUGUCAUCCCCGAGAAAAAUAGCUGGAAGAACUUAUUUUCAUACAUAGGGCCCGGCUUUCUCGUCUCUAUCGCGUAUAUCGAUCCUGGCAAUUUUGAGACCGACCUACAGGCUGGAGCACAAUACAAAUAUGAGCUUCUUUGGAUCAUACUUAUCGCGUCAUGUGCUGCACUUGUAAUUCAAUCACUUGCAGCCAGCCUUGGGGUUGUGACUGGGAAGCAUCUUGCUGAGCACUGCAGGGAUGAAUAUCCCAAGGUCACAAAUUUCAUCUUAUGGAUUCUUGCAGAACUGGCUGUAGUUGCGUGCGACAUUCCUGAAGUAAUUGGAACCGCUUUUGCUUUGAACAUGCUCUUCAAAAUUCCGAUAUGGUGUGGUGUUCUCAUAACUGGGCUCAGCACUCUGAUGCUCCUGUUCCUGCAACAAUAUGGGGUCCGUAAACUGGAAUUUCUGAUAGCAUUUUUGGUAUUCUUGAUAGCAACUUGCUUCUUAGUUGAACUUGGGUAUUCUAAACCAAAUUCUUCAGAAGUUGUGCGAGGCCUUUUUGUUCCUGAAAUUAAAGGAGAUGGAGCUACAGGUCUUGCUAUCUCACUACUUGGUGCUAUGGUGAUGCCGCACAAUCUUUUUCUCCACUCAGCAUUGGUACUGUCAAGAAAAGUACCACGAUCAGUUCAUGGGAUCAAAGAGGCCUGUAGAUUCUAUAUGAUUGAAAGUGCAUUUGCCCUCACAGUAGCAUUUCUGAUCAACAUCUCUAUCAUAUCUGUUAGUGGUGCAGUUUGCAGUGCAGAUAAUUUGAACCCUGAAGACCGGAUGAAUUGCAAUGAUCUAGAUCUUAACAAAGCUUCAUUCUUGUUAAAGAAUGUCCUCGGAAAUUGGAGCUCAAAGGUGUUCGCUAUUGCCUUAUUGGCAUCUGGCCAGAGUUCUACGAUUACAGGAACUUAUGCAGGACAAUAUGUCAUGCAGGGGUUUCUGGAUCUUCGGAUGACGCCCUGGUUACGGAACCUUCUAACUAGGUCCCUGGCAAUUGUGCCUAGUCUGAUUGUGUCACUAAUUGGCGGUUCCUCAGCAGCUGGGAAGUUGAUUAUCAUUGCUUCGAUGAUUCUGUCAUUUGAACUUCCUUUUGCUCUAGUACCACUCCUUAAAUUCACCAGCAGCAAAACAAAGAUGGGGCCACACACAAAUUCAAGAUUCAUCUCCGUGCUCACAUGGGCGAUCGGCUCCUUCAUCAUGGUCAUCAACAUCUACUUCCUGAUAACGAGCUUCGUCAGGCUGCUUCUUCACAGUGGACUAUCCACCGUCUCCCAAGUGUUCUCCGGUAUAUUUGGGUUCCUCGGCAUGCUGAUAUACAUCGCCGCGAUCCUCUACCUCGUCUUCAGGAAGAACAGGAAGUGUACCUUGCCAUUGCUGGAGAGUGACGCGAAGCUUGGGGACGCAGGCCACACCGAGGGAGAAGGUUCUCUGGGUCAUCUUCCGCGAGAGGAUAUCUCCAGCAUGCAGCUUCCUCAUCAGCGCCCUGCGUCUGAUUUGGACUAG